This is a messenger RNA of Oncorhynchus keta (chum salmon), 2753 nucleotides long. RefSeq names its product zinc finger protein 664-like. NCBI's taxonomy places the organism in Eukaryota, Metazoa, Chordata, Actinopteri, Salmoniformes, Salmonidae. The coding region runs from base 263 to 1564 and encodes 433 amino acids. The record is from RefSeq and is a predicted model, not a curated record. Gene Ontology annotation, molecular function: RNA polymerase II cis-regulatory region sequence-specific DNA binding; DNA-binding transcription factor activity. The transcript has 2 exons. Gene Ontology annotation, biological process: regulation of transcription by RNA polymerase II.
UGGUGUGACGUAUAAUGUAGUGGACGGAACGCUUCUUUCAUCAGCAGCAACAGUUAGUCAGACACCUCGGUAGCUUGAUAGACAAAAUAGACGAACCAAUAAACCGCUUUAGACGCUUUCGUGUUUAUUAGCCACUGUAUUUUAAACUGACUACUGUCGUCUAGUUAGUUAUCCGAUUUAAUUUAAUAUUUACGGUGUUGUUAUUAGUCAGCUAGCGGGCUGGUUAAGUUAGCAUUAGCCUAGCUAGCUAACAUCUCUGACCAUGAGUUCACUAAGCUGCUCUCCUCCUGAUAAAGAAGAGGUGGUCUGCUGGACGGAGAAAGAAGCUCUGGUGAAAGAGGAGGAGGAAGUUACAAUACAAAAACAAGUAGAGGGUGAGGCUGUUACGGUGAAAGAAGAAGAGAAAGACGUCUCAGUUAAAGAAGAGGAAGAUACGUUCAGAGUGAAAGAGGAGGAGGAUGUUACAGUAAAAGAAGAGGAGAAAGAGAAAGAGGAGGAUGCGGUUUUUGGAGUGAAAGAGGAGGAGGAGGAGGUGACUGUCACAUCCAAAAAGGAGGAGGAAGAAGACGAGGAAACUGGAUAUCUGUGCCCGGUUUCCCAAAAGCAUAUUCAGGCGUCCAAUGGUUCUAACCAUGAAUUUAGCCGUAAGAUGGUUUUGAGAAACCGGGCCCUGAUUAACACUAGAGAGAGAUGUGACUAUCGUGGAUCCUCUGGGGAGCCUCAACAACAUCAUGAGGCAGAGAAAAGUCUCUCCAGAUCAGAACUCCUCAAGAAACACCAGCAGAGACCCACAGGGAAGAAAUCUCACUUCUGCUCUGACUGUGGGAAAGGUUGCAAAUCUUCAUCAGAACUUAAAAUACACCAGCGAGUACACACAGGAGAGAAAUCUCACUGCUGCUCUGACUAUGGUAAAAGAUUAAACUCUUCAGUAAAACUUAAAAUACAUCAAAGAUUACACAAAAAAGACAAACCAUAUGGCUGUGCUCAAUGUGGGAAGAGUUUUUCUUCAUCUAGCUAUCUCAUUGUACACAAGAGAACACACACAGGAGAGAAACCUUAUAGCUGUGAUCAAUGUGGGAAAAGUUUUACUUCAUCUGGCCAGUUGACUUUACACCAGAGAACACACACAGGCGAGAAAUUGUAUAGCUGUGAUCAAUGUGGGAAGAGUUUUACUAGAUCUGACCAUCUGACUUUACACCAGAGAAUACACACAGGAGAGAAGUCUUAUAGCUGUGAACAAUGUGGGAAGAGUUUUACUAGAUCUGACCAUCUGACUUUACACCAGAGAAUACACACAGGAGAGAAAUCUUAUAGCUGUGAUCAAUGUGGGAAGCGUUUUACUAGAUCUGACCAUCUGACUAUACACCAGAGAAUACACACAGGAGAGAAACCCUAUAGCUGUGAUCAAUGUGGGAAGAGUUUUACCACAUCUAGCUAUCUGACUAUACACCAGCGGACACACACAGGAGAGAAACCUUAUAGCUGUGAUCAAUGUGACAAGAGAUACUCUGAUAAAAGAUCUCAGAUUAAACAUCAGAAAAUACAUGAAGGAGUUGUUUCAUGAUAUCAAUGAAAUAAUGUCACAAUAUAGAAUGUUUUAACAUUGCUGGAUUAUUUUAAUGAUGUCACAAUGUAGAACCCUAAAUGUUUCUCCCCUCUGUUCUAUUAAUUUCAACAUGAUAUUUUAUUUAUGAGAUUUUUUUUUUUAAGUGACAAAAAAGAGUUGUGUUACACUUACCACGUUGGCCACCCACUUGAGUCAAAAUGUAGCCAGAUGUUUUCUACAAGUUGUCCUCUAACCAGGGAUGUACACAUUACUCCCAGAUUCCGUGUGGUUUUUGCUGCGUUAGUUUUAACAGGACGUGCAACCUCAUCUCCCUCCUUUCGCACAAUGGAUUUCAACAUGAUAUUAAUGAGUGAUGACAAAUAAGUGUUGUGUUCCUUUGUUUAGCGACCCUACAUUUAAAUGCAUCACUCCAACAUGUAGCUGACUGUCUUCUGCAGGUUGUCCUCUAACCAGUGAGGUGAAAUAUAUCUCCCAUUUCCAUUUGUUUUUUUAGUUGUGUUCGUUUCAACAGCACGUACAGCCUGAUUUUCCCCCUAAUCGAUAUCAUUGAUUUAUUGCUACUUGUCAAAACAACAGUGUUUCUGGUGCUUGUGCAGUUUAUUUCAGGUGCUUGUUUAAGAAAAAUUCAAGUAAUAUGAUUAUUGUGGCAGAUGUUUGUGUAUAUAGCACAUUUUAUGUUUAGGCUUUCAAUACAUCACAAACUGUUUCUGCAUAUUGGUUAUUGAAAAUGGAAUGUAUAUGUUUAAGGUAAUGACUAAAGGAUUCCACCCUGAAACGUAUAACUGUGUAAAGAAUUAGAAUUAAUAGACUGUAAUUCUCUAAUGUGUGUGCGUAGGACAAGUGACAAGUUAAGACUUUACUAUUUAGCAAUUCAAGUGAAACAUUCAAGGAAAAGAGGAACUGUUAACAGACAGCUUGUGACAGACAACUUGUGACCACUGUAAAACUGAUAACAGGAAGGAGGUCUCCCCACCCAGGGAGGGGACAAACCGUUAGGCUUGCAGUAGAUUAUGUAACAUGUUUCAGGAUAUGAUAAGCAAUGUAUGUGUUGGAGAAGACUUGUAACCAGCAUUGACAGUGUUUGAGAAAUUAGGGGUAUUUAUAUGACCACAUGUGAGGUAUAAAAGGCUGUGUGCUUGUAUGAUUUUCGGAGCUCUCUGAAUAAAGAACUUACCCUUUGCAGAAA